Molecule: messenger RNA, 1094 nt
Organism: Octopus sinensis (East Asian common octopus)
Lineage: Eukaryota; Metazoa; Mollusca; Cephalopoda; Octopoda; Octopodidae
Exons: 4
Coding region: 1-915 (304 amino acids)
Source: RefSeq, a predicted model, not a curated record
AUGAUUGCAAGAAAUACGUCAUUAAAAGGAGGAGACGCUUUCUCGAUGACUGCUUCAUCUUUUGGGACAAAUCAAAUGAGGACCUACAAAUAUUUAAUAUUAUACUCUACGCACUUUACCCAACCAUCAAAUUCACGACAGAAACCAGUUGUGUACAACGCUUUGAAGAAUUAUCACCCCAAUUUAACAGUUUAUCUCAAACAUGAUAUUCCAGAAAGAUGGAGACUAAAACAUCAUUACCGUGUACCUCCUAUAAUUGCUGUCGCGGAUAUAGGCUGGUAUGUCAUCACACCGCCCGGAAAACGAUACCCGACUGUUGAUGGACAACCGAUCGGUGGUUACCAUGGUUACGACAACGAAGAAACUGACAUGAGAGGGAUAUUUACGGGUGUUGGACCGGAUUUCCGAAAAAAUGCAGUCGUACCUUGGCUCAAUGCUGUAGACAUCUACCAGUUCAUGUGUGACCUCUUAAACAUCGAGCCGUCACCAAAUGACGGGGACUCUACUGUCACGAGACUCAUGAGACCGAAACCUGCGCCACUUCCUCAACCUCCACCUCCCGUCACCUUCCCAGACGAACAGACAGAGAGCAUAACAGUAAUAGCAGAGACGACAGAAACAGCAACAGAAAUAUCACCCAAACUGCUGUCCACGCUGCGGCCACAAUCAUCGCCAUUAUCAUUUUCAUCGUUGUCAUCAUCGUUCGCAGGGAGAGAGGCGUCGUCUGAGAGCACACUCCCGCCAAAGCCAGCACCGUCAUCACAAGCACCGUCCCAAGAGACUCCUGAUUUUGUCAAGUCCUUUAUGACACUGUCAACCUAUACUGAAAACUCUGCAUCGACUCCUCUUUUCAAAAUCUACAAUUCCUACCUGAUACUCCUACUUGCCGUGAUUUCUUGGCAGAUUCUUCAGUAAAGGGAUUCAACGCGAGAAAAAAGGGUCGAUGAACCCCACCCCCAUAGCUGAUCUUUGUUUGGUUGAGUGUUUCUGUGUGCGUGUGCGCGUUUAUGUAUGUAUUAUGGAUUAUGCAUAUGGAGAUAUAUACAUAUCUUAUAUAUUAUACAUACAUAAAGUAUAUGCAUAUAUACAUGUUU